UAUUUAUAUGGAUACAAACCUUCUUUCUCCAUAGCUAGGAAGGAAGGAAGGAAGAAAAGAGAGAAGAAUAAUGGGGAGCCUAACGGAAGAACAACUGAUGCAAAUGGUGAGAGACUUUAAUGAAUCUUAUUCAUCAGACUCCUCCUCCUCAGCAGCUCCCAAUUCAAACCCCCUCAAUUCCAAUCGUCAACCUAAUUUACUCACUCUACAGGACUUAAUAUGGAAGGCAACAGACUGUGAGAUUGAGAUUCUUGAGAAAAUCUUGAAGCAUUUGAGCGACAUGGGGACCGUGGUGGAACCCAACAAUCUGAAAAAUAAAUGGGUUGUGAGGAAACUAAAUGAGGAUGGUUAUGAAGCCUCCCUUUGCAAAACUUCAUGGGUUUCUUCUUUUAGGCUCCCUAAGGCUGUUGAAUAUACAGGUGGAUAUGAGUACGUUGAUGUAAUGGUGAGGGAGAAGAAGAACAACAAUGUUGAAGAUGGUGGAAAAGUGACAAGGCUGAUAGUGGACAUGGAUUUCAGGUCACAAUUCGAAGUGGCAAGACCUACACAGAACUACAAGCAGCUCAAAGACGCUCUGCCAACCAUUUUUGUUGGAACUGAGGCAAAACUUGACAAGAUUAUAUCUCUGCUUUGCUCAGCUGCAAAACAGUCUCUCAGGGAGAAUGGCCUCGUUGUUCCUCCUUGGAGAAAAGCCAGCUACAUGCAGUCCAAGUGGCUCUCCAAAGACUGCAAAAAAAUCUCCAUCUAACCCAAAACAUGUGGAAUUUGGGUAGUUUUGUUCAUAUAGUUUUGGAACUGUCCUGGAAGCGGACUGAAUCAAUGGGAGAAACGCGUCCCAGCAUUUUGUGUUGGCUUUUUGUCUGAUGUAGGUUUUUUCAAUGAAAGAGAAACAAGGUACUCU
Messenger RNA from Pyrus x bretschneideri (Chinese white pear), 901 nucleotides. RefSeq lists its product as uncharacterized. The transcript has 3 exons. The coding region runs from base 71 to 748 and encodes 225 amino acids. The record is from RefSeq and is a predicted model, not a curated record. Lineage: Eukaryota; Viridiplantae; Streptophyta; Magnoliopsida; Rosales; Rosaceae.